AUGAGAAUUACAUUGGUUUCAUUUCUUUCCUUUGUUUUCUGUUAUUACUGCAUAUAUCUCAGUUUCCAAAUCUCUGUUGUCUCUGGAAAAUGUCUUGAUGAUCAACAAUUAUUGCUGCUUCAAUUAAAGAACAAUCUCACUUUCAAGCCAGAAAAUUCCAGGAAACUGAAAUUCUGGAAUUCAAGCAUUGAAUGCUGUGAUUGGAUUGGUGUAGCUUGUGACAGUCAAGGAUUUAUUAUUGGUCUUGAUCUGAGUGAAGAAUCAAUCUCUGGUGGAUUUGAUACUGCAAGUAGUCUUUUUAGUCUUCAACAUCUUCAAAAACUGAACUUGGCUGUUAACAAUUUCAGUUCUGUUAUUCCAUCAGGAUUCAACAAGUUGGAGAUGUUGAAUUAUCUGAAUUUGUCAUAUGCUAGCUUUGUGGGGCAGAUUCCUAUAGAGAUUUCCCAGCUUACAAGGUUGGUUACUCUUGAUAUAUCUUCUCUUAGCUAUUUAUUAGGACAAGGGUUGAAACUUGAGAAACCAAAUUUACAGAAGUUUGUUCAAAAUCUCACUAGUAUUAGGAAACUUUAUCUUGAUGGUGUAAAUAUAACAGCUCAAGGACAAGAAUGGUGCAAUGCUUUAUUUCCUCUGCGUGACCUGCAAGAAUUAAGCAUGUCUUAUUGUGAUCUAUCAGGACCCCUUGAUUCUUCACUGAAAAAACUUGAGAAUCUAUCGGUCAUUAUUCUUGAUGGGAACAACUUUUCAUCCCCGGUGCCCGAAACAUUUGCCAAUUUCAAAAAUCUUACCACCCUCAGACUUGCAUUUUGUAGAUUGACCGGAACAUUUCCACAAGAAAUCUUUCAAAUUGGAACAUUGUCAGUUAUUGACUUAUCAUUUAACUACAAUCUCCAUGGUUCAUUUCCUGAAUUUCUGCUGAGUGGAUCUCUCCAUACCUUAAGGGUAAGUAACACAAGCUUCUCUGGAGCAUUUCCACAUAUUAUUGGUAAUAUGAGGCACUUAUCUGAAUUGGAUCUUUCUUAUUGUAAAUUUAAUGGAACACUUCCCAUUUCACUGUCAAACCUUACAGAACUUAGAUACAUGGAUUUGUCAUCUAAUAGCUUCACAGGUCCAAUGCCUACACUUGGCAUGGCCAAAAACCUUACACACCUAGACCUUUCUCAUAAUCGUUUAAGUGGCGAAAUUCCAUCAUCUUCCCAUUUUGAAGGACUCAAUAAUCUUGUCAGUAUUGACCUGCGUGAUAAUUCUAUCAAAGGGAGUAUUCCAUCGUCCCUUUUUGCACUCGCAUUACUACAGAAGAUUCAACUUUCAUCCAACCAGUUUAGUAAAUUUGGAGAAUUGAUAAACAUGUCUUCCUCUGUAUUGAAAACACUUGAUUUGAGUAGCAAUAUUCUAUCAGGGCCUUUUCCAAUGCCUAUCACUCAGCUCCAUUCACUUUCUGUCCUGGAUCUUUCCUCUAACAUGUUGAAUGAGUCACUAAGCCUAGAUGAGCUUUUGGAGCUUAGAAAUUUAACUACACUAGACCUUUCAUACAACAACUUAUCAAUCAAUGUGAAUGUUGAAAAUGCUGAUCAUACUUCCUUUCCCAAUAUUAGCACUCUAAGUUUAGCAUGCUGCAAUCUGACAACUUUUCCAAGUUUCUUGAGAAACAAAUCCAGAUUAACCAUUCUAGACCUUUCAAAAAAUCAAAUUCAAGGAAAAGUGCCCAAUUGGGUAUGGAAGCUACAAAAUCUUCAAAGCCUGAAUGUUUCUCACAAUAUGCUCACUGGUUUGGAAGGACCUUUGCAAAACCUCACUUCCAACUUGAUAUCCCUUGACCUUCAUAACAACCAAUUGAAAGGGCCAAUUCCUGUUUUUCCUAAAUAUGCUUCCUAUUUGGAUUACUCAAUGAACAAAUUUAGCUCUUUUAUCCCACAAGACACUGGUAACUACUUGACUUUCACAACUUUUCUCUCACUUUCUAAUAAUACUUUACAUGGCAGUAUCCCUGAAUCCCUCUGCCAUGCCCCAAAUCUCCAAGUUCUUGAUAUUUCCAUGAAUAACAUUUCUGGAAUGAUUCCCUCAUGUCUAAUGACAAUGACUCAAACCCUUGUGGUAUUAAAUCUGAAGAUGAACAAUCUCACUGGCCAUAUCCCAGAUGUGUUCCCAGCUUCUUGUGCUCUAAGGACUCUUGAUCUUCAAAAAAAUAAUUUAGAUGGACAGAUUCCAAAAUCUCUUGUGAAAUGUUCAUUAUUAGAAGUGUUAGAUCUUGCACAUAACAACAUCAACGACAAAUUUCCAUGCUUGUUCAAGAACAUAUCCAAAAUCCGUGUCAUAGUCCUGCGCAAUAACAAAUUCUAUGGACCCAUCGGAUGCCCAAAGACAACUGGCACUUGGCCCAUGCUUCAGAUAGUUGACCUAGCCUUCAACAAUUUCAGUGGUAAACUACCUGGAAAAUGCUUCACAACAUGGGAGGCAAUGAGAUAUGAUGAAAACCAAGCUGAUUCUAAGGUAAACCACGUCCGAUUUCAGGUUCUCCAAUUUGGUCAGAUAUAUUACCAGGAUUCAGUGACAGUUGCAAUUAAAGGGCAACAACUGGAGAUUGUUAAAAUUCUAACAGUCCUCACUGCCAUCGACUUCUCAUCCAACCAUUUUGAUGACGAAAUACCAAUACAGUUAUUUGACUUUAAAGCACUCUAUGUCCUCAACUUGUCAAACAAUGCAUUUUCAGGCCAAAUUCCACCCUCUAUUGGAAAUCUAAAGCAGCUUGAGUCCUUAGAUCUAUCAAACAACUCUUUGAAAGGAGAAAUUCCCAUACAGAUUUCGAGUCUUUCUUUCCUAUCAUACCUAAACCUCUCUUUUAACCAUCUUUCAGGAAUGAUCCCUAAAGGUACACAAAUUCAAUCAUUUCAGGAAACAUCCUUCAUGGAUAAUGAAAACCUCUGUGGCGCUCCUUUGCCAAAAACCUGCAGCAGCAUAAAUACAAGUUCACCAACAACAAAAUCUGCCAUGAAAUUUGAUUGGCAGUAUAUAUCCACAGGAAUUGGUUUUGGAUUUGGUGCUGGACUAGUUUUUGCACCAUUGAUGAUUUGGGAGAGAGGUAAGAAAUGGAGCAAUGACAACAUCCACAAAUUUCUCAUGGUAAUUUUUCCAUUAUUUGGAUUAGUUUACACGCCAAUUGGUAAUGAUGAUGAAGAAGAUGACACAAAAGAGGACUCAAAUAUGACAGAGGACAGCGAUGAUUACAAUGAAGAGGAAGAUUAUUGGAGUUAUCCAAGGUUGUAUUGUGUGUUUUGUUCGAAAUUUGACAACAAUAAGAAAAAGGUCAUUCAUGACCCUAAUUGCACAUGCUUUCAAUUAUCAUCACCAGGUUCAAAUUCAACCAAUUAUUCAGAUUCCUAUUCUUCUUAG
Messenger RNA from Vicia faba (fava bean), 3387 nucleotides. The record is from the annotation of a GenBank genome assembly. NCBI's taxonomy places the organism in Eukaryota, Viridiplantae, Streptophyta, Magnoliopsida, Fabales, Fabaceae.